ACAGAUCUGUUUCUUGACCAAGGAGAGAUGGCAGUGCACCGUGUUUUCGUUCUCCUGUUCGUCUUGGUGGUGCCACAACUUGUUGUGGAAGGCUGCUGGCCUAGCCAGCCCUCCGGACGUCCGAUGAGUCGCUGUGAGAAGGAGCGUGCAGACGGUUCGGCACAUGGAGUCCUCCCGAACAAGGCCUUCGUGAAACAGUGUGAAGCGGACGGGUCCUACAGUACCGUACAGUGCGGGGGAUCCAGGCGGUUCUGCUACUGCGCACACCCCGAGACUGGCGUGAUCUUCACCGAGACCAGGACACGGGGACAGCCGCGGAACUGCGACAACUUUCACAUACUGAGAGAUGCAACUCCAUGUAAGAAGCAAAUGUACGCCGACAACCCUGCGAUGCUGCCCGGAGGUUUCAUCAAAGAGUGCGAGGCGGAUGGAUCUUUCCGGAAGGAGCAGUGCGACCCAGACGGGAUGUGCUACUGCGUCAACACAGAGACCGGGGAGCUGUACGGACAGACCGGCAUGCAGGGGCGCAUCGACUGUGACGAGUACGAGGCUAUGGUGGACGCAGAGACAGGCCCAGUCAGGGCCACCCCUUGUCAGAAACAAAAGUUCUCCCUGAAUCCUACGAUGUUGCCCGGAGGUUUCAUCAAAGAGUGCGAGGCGGAUGGAUCUUUCCGGAAGGAGCAGUGCGACCCAGACAGGAUGUGCUACUGCGUCAACACAGAGACCGGGGAGCUGUACCAACAGACAGGCAUGCGGGGACCACUCAACUGUGAGGAGUAUGAGGCCAUGCACGAAGCUGGUAUAAACUGGUCUCGCGGCUAAUGUGUCUAAUCCAGACCGUUGGAAUGGGUGAACAGCCUAGCUGGAGAAGACACGGCGAUGGCAAAUGUAGGAACCAUGGCUGACUUCAAUUUCGUCAUGUGUAGGGCUUAUUUCAUCGAGAAUGAUUUUUCUGUUUACCGAAGAUGGUUGUUACUUUACUACUUUUAAUCUUUGGUUGUGAUGACAGAAAUAAAAAUCGAUUGAGUAACAACGUAUA
Molecule: messenger RNA, 1039 nt
Organism: Branchiostoma floridae (Florida lancelet)
Lineage: Eukaryota; Metazoa; Chordata; Leptocardii; Amphioxiformes; Branchiostomatidae
Product: equistatin-like
Exons: 5
Coding region: 28-822 (264 amino acids)
Source: RefSeq, a predicted model, not a curated record